Molecule: messenger RNA, 1649 nt
Organism: Plutella xylostella (diamondback moth)
Lineage: Eukaryota; Metazoa; Arthropoda; Insecta; Lepidoptera; Plutellidae
Product: 4'-phosphopantetheine phosphatase
Biological process (GO): coenzyme A biosynthetic process
Cellular component (GO): nucleus; cytosol
Molecular function (GO): pantothenate kinase activity; ATP binding
Source: RefSeq, a predicted model, not a curated record
AAAUUUUAAUACUCUGUGUUGGUGUCCGUGGUGGUGUAUUUUUGUAUUGUAAUUUUGCUCAUUUUAAAAAUAUUUUUCUGUCGGUCGUUAGCUUAAAAUUAGUGCAUUGCAUUUGCAUAUUUAACAAUUCCGUAUUUACGUAAAAUUAGGUCGCAAGUAUAUAUUAUAGCUCUUGAAUAUCAACACUCACUCUUGAAUAUCACUCUUCAAAAUAUUUAUCUGCCAGACGUUAAUUAAAUCGCUUUAUCAUGAAAAUUAUCAUAGAAGAGGUAACAAAUUUACAUAAUGAUUGCUUGCGAUAAAACUUAUGUGUGAACCAUUGUAUCACCUGAUAUCUUAUCAGUAUAGAACGUUAGUUAGCAACAAGAAACAAUGGAACAUUUUGGUCUGUCUCACAUACUCUUAGAGCCGGAUAAAUACAAUGCAGAUACACUGGACUUGCUCACAGACGAAGAAGCCAGAGAUUACUGGCUUAAUGCUUGCGAGAAGCUUGUUGAUAAAUAUGUACAUUAUGCCUUGGCCAACACUGAAGACCCUACAACUGAGAUUAGAGCAUUGAAAUUCAAAACAUGUUAUGUAGAAGCCCUAAAAGAGCUCCGAACUAAUCCUCUAGCUCAUGGACAGUUGAAUGUACGCUUGCUUCUUGACAUCAACGAAACAUGUCUUCGUUCUCAGGGCUUUUUUGAUUUAUGGAAGCAACAAAAGCAAUAUGAAAAUGAUGCCGCCCUGACUAGUCUUAAGGACAGACUGUCUGAGAUUGAUAGCCUCCCCGACGACAGGCAAAGGUGGACUGAACUCUGUAGAGGGGUCUUAGCAGGUAAUAUGUUUGAUUGGGGAGCCACAGCCAUAACCGCCAUAUUAGAAAAGGAAGCAGUAUUUGGGUUACAAGAAGCUUUAGAUAAAAUUCAGAAAAGGCCAUGGCUAUUUGAUGGCUUAGAGAAAUGGCUUGAUAAAUUACAGAGAACAGUGCACCAUUGUGCUGCCAUAUUUGUAGAUAACAGCGGUGUUGACAUUGUAUUAGGAAUAUUACCAUUUGUGAGGGCACUCCUACUCAGAGGGACCUCGGUCAUACUUUGUGCCAACGAGUGGCCCGCACUCAAUGAUGUUACCAAUGUGGAACUGGAGACAAUACUGCAGAGGGCAGCGGGACUGUGCCCAGUGUUAGCAGCUGCCCUUGCUACAGGAGAUUUAGUUGUAAGGUCUAGUGGCCAAAGAGGUCCAUGCUUGGAUCUCAAGACUAUUAGCAUAGGUCUAAGCUCCGAGUUCCGAGCGCGCGGCGUAGACUUAAUAAUCUUGGAAGGCAUGGGCCGAGCCCUCCACACCAACUUGAACGCGCGGCUCGCGGUGGACUCCCUCAAGGUGGCCGUGGUCAAGAACAGCUGGCUGGCCCAGCGCCUCGGCGGACCCCUCUUCUCAGUCAUUUUCAUAUACGAAGACAAACCCACCCACACAUAACAACUAUAUUUGCCAUAGUAUUAAGUGUUUAAUAAGUCAAAAGUGAAAUCUAAUGGAGUGAUGACUCAUUAUUAAUGUAUCCAUCAAUCCCCCUUGUAAAUGUUGACGAUGCAAUUAUUAAGUGUACAGACGUGACUAACAGUAGAUGUGAUGAAAUCUAGUGGCGUUGUGGAAUAUAUUGCGUGUUACUCUGA